GGAAAAGUUUCACCUCCCAGAAAGGUUGGCUGUAAUGGGAUGAUGAGAAUGAGGUACAUGUUUGCAUGGGCUAAGAAAUGUAUUGGUCAGUGUUGCACUGCCAGAUGAGCCCAUUACUCGACCAUUACUCGAUUAUAUCCACCUUGUGCUCGCAAAUUUUUUUUCCCAUGUACAAAUACGAACUUGUCCAACACCUCGACAGCUCUAGUCCCCCUACAAGUGGAAGAUGAGGCCCGGGGAUUCGCAAUUGAACACCCACAAGACCAACUCGUGAAAGGACCGGAAAGGAAAGAAAAGAAAGGGAAAAAGAUCGUCGACGGCCUUUCUUUUUUUUUUCGUUCUUUGUUUGUCGCCACUGAAUCUCCACUCCCAUCACUGCGGGUCUACAUUCCUCGACCUUGGCGGACCGCUUGCCUGCCUGUUGUUGCUAGGAGGUACUGCUGCUCGUGUUCCUGCACCCCAGCUUCGGUUUCUGCUUGCCGCCAGCUCCAAAAAAAAACGGAAAGAAAAAAAAAGAAAACUGACUCACCCACGGGAAAGAAAGUUCCGCGCAGAUGCCUUCCAAGAUCUUUGGCAUUUGGUCAUCGCCUCACCAACUGGACGACAACAGCAACACAGCUGGAGGCAGUAGUAGUGCUCCCAAAUAUCCUCAUCCUCAUUCUACCAAGACGGCCAUCAGCAGCGCGUUGGAAGUCCGUCGGCCGAGCAUGGAUCAUCUUAAACGCCCCACGCUGUUCGCCAAAAAGCACCACUCCAGCGAAAAGGCCAAGUCCAAGGAGCGAGCGCUGUCCAAAGACAAACAUGCACGCGAUGGCGCCCACACACCUGCAUCGUCUCCCAAGCCGAUCAAGCUGGGGCUGGACAUGGAAUCUCCACCCAUCCUCAUGCAUGAUGCGCCCAACGUCUCCUCCGGCUCCCUGAUCUCCGGACAGGUGCAGAUCACCUCCAUAGUGCCUGAGGCCACUCUGUCCAGCAUCAUCAUGUAUCUCGAAAGCACUACCACCACCAAGCGGCCGGUGCAGGACCGGUGUCGCGAGUGUAUGACCCAAGUCACCGACCUGUUUGAAUGGCACUUUCUCCGACAGCCCAAGACGUUCAAGGCCCAGAAUGGCAUGUACGAAAUGCCCUUUUCCCAAGUCAUUCCCGGACACAUCCCCGCCACCACACAUGGUGCCAUCACUAGCAUCGACUACCAGCUUCACGUGCGAGCGCGCUCUAUUGAUGGCCAAGAAAUCGAGUUUCGACGCGAGCUGAUCAUCAGGCGUGCGCUCCGACCGGGAAACGACAAGAACAGCGUUCGUGUCUUCCCGCCUACCAACCUGACCCUGCACGUCACGCUACCCAACGUGAUUCACCCAACCGGGGACUUCAACGUGCAGUGCCGCAUGACCGGGAUCACGACCAAGCGAGAGGAAACCCAGACACGAUGGCGACUCCGGAAACUGACCUGGCGUAUCGAAGAACACGAAACGGCAGUCUCACCCGCGUGUCCCGCCCACUCGGCCAAAAUAGGAGGCGAGGGCAAAGGAAUUGCGCACACCCACACUCGCGAAAUCGGCAACGAUGAACUCAAACAAGGCUGGAAAACCGACUACUCAGACGGCACCAUUGAAGGCGAAUUCUCCACAUCCAUCAACCCGGCGAGCAAGUCCAAUUGCGGAAUGGAAGCCCCGAAUGGAUCCAAGAUUACUCACAACAUGACCAUGGAACUGGUAAUCGUCGAGGAAUGGGCUCCCAACAAGAAACCCACGCAAGCUACGCCAACCGGUGCGGCCCGAGUGUUGCGUACGCAAUUCGUCCUGAAUGUGACUGAGAGGAGUGGCAUGGGAAUUGCUUGGGAUGAUGAACAACCCCCCAUGUACGAAGAUGUUCCGGACAGUCCGCCACACUACCCUUCCAGUCUGCCGAGAUAUCAUUCUAGUAACCGAUUGAUGGCCUUGGGCAUGGGAGAGAGUUCGAGAUCGGCUGCGCAGCACCUGAGUCCGCAGAAUUCACCACAUAACACCGAGAUUGUGGACUAUGAAGGAGAUUUGGACCUGGAUGUCGAGGGAUUGUCACUUAAUGCGUGAUUGCUGCAGGAACAACGAAAAAAAAAAGAUUGAGUACGAGUAUAUGCGUUAUGGAGACGAUGAAUAGAUGGACGAUUGGACGCAUCCUGAAGAUACCCGGGCAUGAGGAGUCAAGACUGUUUUUUUGAAGAUUACCAUGCAUGUCGGCAUUUCUGUUUUCUUGCCUUAGUUCUACAGCGAGGCGCUUGGGAGGAGUAUUAUGGAAGUCUUUCUUUUUUCUUGGCAAAAGCAUAUGUUUUUGUCUCUUUGCAGCAAUUCAGCGAAUAGCAUAGGUAGAAAGAAGAGUAAGAAGAAGAAGAAC
Sphaerulina musiva SO2202 is the source of this 2370-nucleotide messenger RNA. RefSeq lists its product as uncharacterized. The record is from RefSeq and is a predicted model, not a curated record. The transcript has a single exon. Bases 555 to 2069 code for a protein of 504 amino acids. NCBI's taxonomy places the organism in Eukaryota, Fungi, Ascomycota, Dothideomycetes, Mycosphaerellales, Mycosphaerellaceae.